Paramecium pentaurelia is the source of this 1571-nucleotide messenger RNA. The record is from the annotation of a GenBank genome assembly. Lineage: Eukaryota; Ciliophora; Oligohymenophorea; Peniculida; Parameciidae.
AUGGCAUCAUAAGUAGUACCUUUGCAAUCUCAAGAAAUUGAAUAUCUCCAAACCGAGAUGAAUCAAUCUGCUAUGUCUAGAGAGAUUGUUCCUAAAUCUGGACAUUCCUCACAUUAAAAAAGAGGAACUGUUUAAUUAUUUAACGAAAAAGAUGAGGAAGUUAAUUCAAUAGUAGAUUUAACAAUAAUAAUGAUUGGAAUCAUGAGUGGAAGUUUUACAUUUGGAUAUGCAAUAACUUAUUUAACUCUUUCAUUUGACACAGUUUUUGAUCAAAUGUAAAAUGAUUGUUCUAAUAUUUUAUAGAGAAUUGAAAGGUACUAUAAAUGAAGAGCAAGGUUUGUUCAGUGCAAUUUUACCUAUUGGAUGUAUAGUUGGAGCAGUUUCUUCACACUUUCUAAUGUAGGUUUUAACUAGGAAUUAGACACUCAUAAUAGCAGAUAUUUGUGGAAUGUUAAGUAUUUUAUCUUUGGUUCCAAUAAGAGAGAUGAUCUUAGCCUUUAGAUUUAUGUAUGGAGUCUGUAAUGGGAUUUCAUGUAUUGUCAUGCCAAUAUACAUAAAGGAGUUGUGUCCUUAAAAAUAUUAUGAACGAUUUUCUGUUAUGGCAGGCUUUUUGAUUGGAAUAGGAGUUUUGACGGCUUAUAUAAUGGGUUUGGGAUAUUUGAAUCCAGAUUUGAGAGGACCAAAUACCUACUGGUGGUAACUUAUGUUUGCUUUACCUCCUGUAGUUUUUUUCUUUCGGCAAUUAAUUGUAACUGUCAUUUACCAAAUGGACAGUCCAAUAUCGUUACUUGAAAAAGGAUUGCAAUUAUAAGCUAAAAAUGUAGUGGAAAGGCUUUAUACAAAAAAUUCUGUAGAAUAGGCAUUUUUGAAGGCUCAACUUAGAGUUCAAUAUAAUGAAGAACAUAAAGAGGGAUUAAUCAAAAUAUUUUCAAAAAAACAUUGUACAACAGUGUCAAUAGGUUGUGUUUUAAUGUUUAUUUAUACUUGGUGCGGAAUUUUUGCUGUGUUUUCUUAUAGUUCAUAAUUUUUUGCAUCGAUGGGAGAUGAUGAUUUAACUUUGAAUACAAUAUUUUCCUUAGUUUUAGGAAUUUCAUAGUAGUUGCCAGCCUAUGUGUCCAAAUUUUUUUAUAGUAAAUGGGGAAAGAGGUCUUUACUAAUUUUUGGUCUUAUUUUCAUUAUCUGUUGUUAAAUAAUAGUGAUAGGAUUAAGUUAUACUGAGAAUGAGGCUGCAGUGAUCAUUAGAUUUGUAGUUCUAUGCUUAUUCGCAUUUGUUUAUGCUUUGACAAUCUCCCCCAUAUGUUGGGUAAUUUAUUUAUAUCAUGUAAUAGUCAAUGACACCAGAAAUUAAUUCAUCAGAAGGAACCUACUUUUGUAUUAUUUCAGUGUUUGUAUGGUAAUUGUUCAUGCUUUACGUAUUUCCAUUUAUGUUGGAGGGUAUGUCCAUGACAGGAUCUUUUAUUUUAUUUACCAUUUUGACUUUCUUAUGUUUGAUAUUUAGUUACUUUUUCGUAAAAGAAACUAAGGGUCUUAAUCAUAGAGAAAUAGAUAUUUUAUAUGGUAAAGGAGAAUGA